This is a messenger RNA of Trachemys scripta elegans, 981 nucleotides long. Its product is annotated as lens fiber membrane intrinsic protein-like. The record is from RefSeq and is a predicted model, not a curated record. Gene Ontology annotation, cellular component: plasma membrane. Lineage: Eukaryota; Metazoa; Chordata; Testudines; Emydidae. Gene Ontology annotation, molecular function: structural constituent of eye lens.
GUCUCCUGGCAUUGCUGGGGCUGUCGGUGUACACUGGCGUGACGGUGAAUUUCUUCGGUAAGCGCUACGCUAACUGGCGCUUCUCCUGGUCCUACAUCCUGGGCUGGAUCGCUGUCAUCCUCACCCUCUCGGCAGGCAUUUUCCACAUCUGUGCUGUCUCCAAGAGGCCGUCCCCGGAGAGCUCCAAUGUGGCGAGCGGCUGAGCCGGCACCACACCUGCCUGGACGCACGGCCUGGUCCUGACAGCUCCCCCACCUCACCCCCUGCCCUUGCUCUGACGGCUCCCCGCCCUCCAGUGACAUGCACCUGGUCCCGGCCAAUUCCCGCCCUCCAGUGACGUGCACCUGGUCCUGGCCAAUCCCCGCCCUCCAGUGACACGCACCUAGUCCCGGCCAAUUCCUGCCCUCCAGUGACACGCACCUGGUCCCGGCCAAUCCCCGCCCUCCAAUGACAUGCACCUGGUCCCGGCCAAUUCCCGCCCUCCAGUGCCAACUGCCAGGCCCCAGCCAAUCCCCAACUUCCAGUGACACUCGCCUGGCUCUGGGCCAAUUCCCACCCUCCAGUGACAUGCAUCUGGUCCCGGCCAAUUCCCGCCCUCCAGUGCCACCCGCCUGGCUCUGGGCCAAUCCCCAACCUCCAGUGCCACCUGCCAGGCCCUGGCCAAUCCCUGCCCUCCAGUGAUACCCACCUGGCUCUGGGCCAAUCCCCACCCUCCAGUGACACCCACCAGGCCCCAGCAAAUCCCUGCCUCCAAUGCCCCCGCUAGGCCCCAGGCCAAUCCCUGCCCUCCAGUGAUACCAGCCAGGCCCUGGCCAAUCCCCGCCCUCCAGUGACACCCACCAGGCCCCGGCCAAUCCCCGCCCUCCAGCGCCACCCAACAUGGCGUCCUUUGCCCUGUCCCAGCCCCCUCCCCUUGGCCAGGCGUGGUGCCCAGUGCUGGCCUUGAUCCUGAUGUGCCAGUGAUCUGAAUGUGCCAAUAAA